UUCGUAUCAUUGAAGAACUUGGAAAGCCUUUACACGUUUGAAGUUGUGGGAAUCCUAAAGCUGUUCUGCUCUAAUUGAAACCUACACCAAAUCCAUAAAUAAGAAGAGUAAUACCACAAAUAUGUCGCCGAUUCGAGUAUUUAUAAUUGGGGGCCGACGAAGCAACAUCUUCGAUCCUUUUACUCUCAAAUUCUGGGACUCUUACGGAGACUUUCCUCUUCGUUCUUCACUAACUUCUAUCCAUUUUCCUGCAUGUUCUCGAAAAACCUCAGCUUUUGCCAACGUCCGAAUCGACUGGAAGGAGACACCAGAAGCCCACUUACUCAAAGCGGAUCUUCCGGGACUGAAGAAAGAGGAAGUGAAGGUUGAAGUUGAAGACGGAAGAGUGCUUCAGAUAAGCGGAGAGAGGAAUUUGGAGAAUGAAGACAAGAACGACACAUGGCAUAGGCUGGAGCGCACCAGUGGCAAGUUUUUGAGGAGUCUCAGGAUUCCGAAGAAUGCAAAGAUGAAUCAGAUUAAAGUUGCAAUGGAGAAUGGAGUUCUCACCGUAACGAUUCCUAAAGAAGAAGUGAAGAAGCCGAAUGUCAGGGCUGUUGAGAUUUCUGGCUAAUUACCAUCCUCUGCAUCUUCGAUGGAGAAUGGAGUCUUUUUGCUUGUUCUGUUGAUUUGCAAUUUCGUGUUUUUGUUUUUGUUUUUUUCCUAAGCUUCAAGUGUGAAAGUAGACUAAUACUAUGUACCGUCUUUAUUUGAAGAUUGUAUGUAUAAGUCUAGUGAAUUUUAUUUUUAAA
Molecule: messenger RNA, 788 nt
Organism: Juglans regia (Persian walnut)
Lineage: Eukaryota; Viridiplantae; Streptophyta; Magnoliopsida; Fagales; Juglandaceae
Product: 18.5 kDa class I heat shock protein-like
Exons: 1
Coding region: 122-610 (162 amino acids)
Biological process (GO): protein folding; response to salt stress; protein complex oligomerization
Source: RefSeq, a predicted model, not a curated record